AUGGCCAUGGAGCAGCCCAAGAAGGUGGCAGGUGGCGCUUACGGUCAGUUCUUAGCUGAGAAGCGCCCGGAGCUACAGGCCGAGUGCAAGGGUCAGCCCAUCACAGCCAUCACCAAGUUGGCUUCUGAGAGAUUCAAGGCUCUCAGUGAAGAGGAGAAAGCCGUCUACCAGGAGAAGUUCGAGGCGGCCAAGGCCAAGUACGACGAAAAGAUGGAGGCCUUCCUUGCGAACGGCGGUGAGAAGAAAGCCAGGAAGAGCCGUAAGGAGGCCGUCAAGAAGAAGAAGGAUCCCGACGCUCCCAAGAAGCCAGCCGGAGGUGCUUAUGGCUGUUUCAUGGCCAAGAAUCGCCCAAGCUUCCAAGAGCAGUGCAAGGGUCAGCCAGCGACGGCAGUUUCCAAGCUGGGCAGCGCCAAGUGGAAGGAAUUGAGUGAGAAAGAGAAGGCAGUCUAUGAAGAUGAGUACAAGAAGAAGCUGGAAGAAUACCAAGAGGCCAAGAAGUCCUAUGUGCCGCCGGUCCGCGAUGACGCAGAGGAACCCGCGACCAAGCGACGCAAGGUCAAGGAGCAGAAGGAGGCAGCUAAGGCGGCGGAGGCAGAGGCCAAGGCGGAGGCGAAGAAGGCCGGCAAGGCCGAGGCCACGCCGAAGGCCAGUCCCAAGGGCAACCCGGAGAAUGUGAAGUUGGAGGCUGCCAUCAAGGCCAAGGCCGAGAAGUUGGGCUACAAGGACUCCUUGGUAAAGUUGGCGGCUCGUCCUGAAGUGAUUGCCACUGGGAAGAGCCAAGGCGAUUUGUUGAAGGCCUUGGAGGAGAAUCGUGGACGCCUGCACCCGGCCAAGAGAGCCAUCUUGGGUGCGCAAUCUCGGGCAGGUCCCAUGUUAUCCCGGAAUUGGGGAAGUGCAGAAGCGGCGGCCGAUUGCACGUUGAACUCCCACGUGAAACGUCUGAAGGACAUCGUCUUCGAGACACGGAAGUCACAGACCUUCGCAGCGAGGACUGCCGCGAUGGUGGCACCCUGCCGCGCCGCUUGCAUCCUGGCUGACCUGGUAUCCAUCUUCACCGACCUUCAGCAGCUUCCCGACCCUACCUGCAGCCCUUUGCGUUUCACCCAGGGAAAUGCGGAGAGCUCCUCGGAUGCAGAGGCUCAGUCCGUCGGAAGUCGGCCGAAGAAAUCUCAGAGUGAAGCGCCCGUGAUCCUGGUGCACGAGGGCGAUGACGCGCAUUCCUUGGCGGUGCAAUUUUGUGCAGAGCAUGGCUUGCAGGAUGAACUGGUGCCACCUUUGGCUUCUCAUAUCGCAGAGAAGAUGAAACUGGCCCGGGCCAAGCCUGUUGUGCCUGCGAAGCAGAAAGCAAAGGAUCCCAAGGUCACCGAGCAGGUGAAAAAACCACAGGUGUGCUGGUCCUGUGGCAACCCCUUCAGCCGCGACGUGCAGUUUUGCCGGCGCUGUGGCACCCGACGCGCCUGGCCGCAGGGGACGAUUGCCACAUCGCAGAGUGCGGGUGUCUCCACGGAUAGUACGCCAAAGCGACAGAGUAUGACCUCCACGGAGUCCCGCACCCCUCGUGCCAACGGUGCCAAACAAGGUGCCAGUAGCCCUCGCUUUCUUCGCCUCUUUGAGGAUUCCGUGCAGCGAAAAUUCCGCAUGCAGCGGCUCAAGAACCAGGUGGAGAAAGAUGAAGCACAACGCUUGCAAAGUUCCAUGCAGGUAGCGCCGGGCACAGCCCGCUAUGCCGCGUGGCAACGGCGAUCCACGGAUCUCGGCGCAGCGCCAGGGGAGAGGCUCCACAACGACGCGGCCAGAAGAGCCUUGAAGAUGCGACACCUGCAGGAGAUGCGCGACGAGCUUCAGCGUCAGCAGGAAGAACAGGAAGCCACGUUCAAGCCGGUGAUUGAGGUGUCGCAACGAAGGAUUCAAGGCACUUCGAGGUCGCUGCAAGACCCGGCUGGACUGAAGACCAGGAUGAAGAUGGAAAGGCUGCGGAACAUAAAAGAGCAGGCGGAAAUGGAUGGUUGCACUUUCAAGCCUGACAUUGAUCAGAAGUCUGCAGAGAUGAUCUCCCAAAGACUCGCUCGGCUAAAGAUUACGGGGACCUUGUACGAUUCCCUGUAUGAAGACGCUGUUCGGCGACGGGAGAGACAUCUGGAGUCGGUUCGAGCGCUCCCGCCUGGAGUAACCUUCCAGCCGGAUAUUGGCAUGGACCCGAGCAAGGCCUCUAUGGAGACCAAAGAGGACUUCAUCAAUCGACUGGCUUACUCCCGGAGCUACUCCGAUCGAUGGGUGUCUUUGCGCCGGCAGAAGCAAGAAAGUGAUCGCCAGUCAAAGGAUCUGGGUGGGCAGCCGGAGUUUCAUCCCAGAACUGGUCGAGGCCCAUUCAUAGAGCGCAACAAGGAUGGCCUGCCCAUUGGCGACUUCCUCUUCGGCCUGGGCAGGAGAGGAUCGGCGACACCGCAGGCACUUUCAGAGGAAGCGCCAUUGACUCCCCAGGUGGGGGAGAAUUCGCGGCAACUCUUUGAGGAGACAAAGCAACGGACCUUCAGACUCCUGUUCGAUUUGCUGACCUCCAAAGACGCAGAGGGUGAGCUGCAAGCGGAAAGCAUUUGCUUAGAUGGCCUGGACGCGGACCUGCGCAGCUUCCUGCAGCCCAUGGUCUCGUUCUUGGAAUCCACCGGGCAACGGAUGGAGUUUGAAGCCUUCUGCUCUGCCCUGGACUACCAGCGCCAACACGCUGCGAUGCCGACAGCACAUCUUUUCACGCAGAGGGGCUCCAGGAUUUGGAAGGAAAAGGCGGCCAAUCCGGAGAUGCCUGUGCCAAAGAUUGAUCAGAACAGUGCUCGGCUGGCAUCCAAGCGCCGCUCGCGCAGCGUGCCGCUGCAUGUGCAACUUUUUCGUGAAAGGGACGUGAGAGAUGCACGAAUGGAAGAGCGAAGAUUGCUGGCGGAAGAGGUGGAGCUGCAGGAGUGCACCUUCCGCCCAAGACUGUGCCAUCGCGACCGGAUCCGAGCGCUGCGGAGAUCGCUGAGCCCACGGAGCUUUCAGCAAGACAGCAUGGGUUUUACUUCAAGCCCCAGCCCGUCUCCACGCAGAGAUGGAUAUCCUAUGCCCGAGCCCUGCGAGGUGCCGCCGCCGAGAACACCUCGAGGUCCAGGUGCCCCUGGUGGGCCGGGCCCGGUGAGCUCGGUUGGCGCGAGCUCGGCGAUGUGGAUGGCAAAGUCCCAGAUUCCACGGCCAGAUGAUCAGGCGCUGCCGUUGCACACGCCACCUGGUCCACAUCUACCGGCACCAUCUCCCACGGCAUCGCGAGGCUCAGCGUAA
Molecule: messenger RNA, 3309 nt
Organism: Cladocopium goreaui
Lineage: Eukaryota; Dinophyceae; Suessiales; Symbiodiniaceae
Source: the annotation of a GenBank genome assembly